AUGGCUCAGAACUCAUCGGACGAGACCCUCGCCUUACUCACCCGUCUGAGUCAAAAACCAGGUGUGCAAAGUACACUGAUCCUAUCUCGCGACACAGGGGCCAUUGUACGGACGUCUGGCUUGAUCUCCAAGUCCACAACCGCCAACCCCAACAGCACAUUGCCUGCUUCGAGUGAACCAACAGCCGAGGCCUUUCCUAACGGCAAAAAAGAGGGUGGAAUACACAACGCUGAAGAUGUUGCCGGCAUGGUAUGGGCGUUCAUCAGUGCUGCGGGGAGCUUAGUCGAAGGUCUAGAUGAGGAAGAUGAGGUCAAGUUGCUAAGGCUCAGGACAAAGAAGAAUGAGCUCGUCAUCGUACCAGACCCCAAGUUCAUACUCGUUGUUGUCCACGAUACUCCACCGGCGUGA
Molecule: messenger RNA, 408 nt
Organism: Periconia digitata
Lineage: Eukaryota; Fungi; Ascomycota; Dothideomycetes; Pleosporales; Periconiaceae
Source: the annotation of a GenBank genome assembly